Molecule: messenger RNA, 1302 nt
Organism: Heterotrigona itama
Lineage: Eukaryota; Metazoa; Arthropoda; Insecta; Hymenoptera; Apidae
Source: the annotation of a GenBank genome assembly
AUGGCAUUUGAUUUCGGUGAAAAAGAAAAUCAACAAUUAAAUAAUAUUAGAGCUGGUUUGAUUGACUUUGUUUCUGGAUCACUUGGUAACAUGAUAUAUUCUAGAUACGUUAUUACUUUUAUCAAUCAAUUUUAAUAAUUCAUAAGAGAUAAAUAAACAAUUUGCAAGAUAAGUAAAAUUUCAAAUAUCCAUAGUCUUCAUAGUAAUUCGUAUAAUUUAUUUCACAUUAUGAGUCUAUAUUUUUUUUUUUUUUGGAAAGUAAUUCUGCUGUUAGUAUUAAUUAACAUCUUGAUCGUUAACAACAAAGAAAUUAAGGGAUUAGUAAAAAAUUGUUUACUUGUUACAAGAAAUAAAUUAUUUUUUCUACUUCAUGUCGUUACGUUCCAUUUGAUUUAAGGUGGAAUAGCACUUGUAUACGUUGGACAACCGUUAGAUACAGUUAAGGUAAAAAUGCAAACCUUUCCUUCUAUGUAUAAGGGAAUGGUAAAUUGCUUUUUACAAACACUAAGAACAGAUGGAAUAAUGCGCGGCUUAUAUGCAGGAACUGUACCCGCAUUAGUUGCUAAUGUUGCUGAGAAUUCAGUAUUAUUUGCUGCAUAUGGUGGAUGUCAGAAAGUUAUUUCUAAUAUUUUGGAUAUUAAGAAAGUAGAAAAUUUGACAUCAAUGCAAAAUGCCUGUGCUGGAUUUUUUGCUGCAUUUUUUUCCUCAUUAACGUUAUGCCCCACAGAGCUUAUAAAAUGUAAACUGCAAGCAAUAAGAGAAGUUCAAAUGGAAACUAAAUCAUCAUUAACUGUAGUCAAGAAAGAAAUUGGACCAUGGGGAUUGACACGUGAAAUUCUUAAAGAACAAGGCAUAAGAGGUUUAUUUACUGGUUUGUCGUCGACUAUAGCACGUGAAAUGCCAGGAUAUUUCUUUUUUUUUGGAGGAUAUGAAUUAACCAGAGAACUUCUAAGAAAGCCAGAUGAAAGUAGGAAUGAUAUUGGGUGGCAAAAAACUAUGGUUGCUGGUGCUGUUGGUGGAAGUGUUUUAUGGCUUGUAAUAUUUCCAGCUGAUGUAAUUAAGAGUAGGAUACAGGUUAAAAAUUUAAAAACUCCUGCGUUAGUAGUUAUGAAAGAUAUCGUAAGAAAUGAAGGUAUAAAUUCCUUGUACAAUGGUUUAAAACCAACGUUAAUAAGGACAGUGCCAGCAACAGCUACAUUAUUUGUAACUUAUGAAUAUACUAAACAAAUUCUGCUUGAUUUUUUUGAGAAUAGUUGAUAGAAAAAAUGUAUAUUUUUUUAAUUAUUAUAGAAUAUAAAAUAG